Abrus precatorius (Indian licorice) is the source of this 1797-nucleotide messenger RNA. Its product is annotated as zinc finger CCCH domain-containing protein 55-like. Lineage: Eukaryota; Viridiplantae; Streptophyta; Magnoliopsida; Fabales; Fabaceae. Gene Ontology annotation, molecular function: RNA binding; metal ion binding. The transcript has 7 exons. The record is from RefSeq and is a predicted model, not a curated record. The coding region runs from base 1 to 1785 and encodes 594 amino acids.
AUGGAUACCUACGAAGCCACACACGUGGUCCUCUCCAAAAUCAACAACCUUGACCCCCAAAAUGCUUCCAAGAUCAUGGGCCAUAUCCUCGUCAACUUUCAAGACACAGAAUUAAUAAGCCUCGCCACUAGCCCUGACUCUGUUCUUCACACCCUCGUUCUAAGGCUCAAAUACCACCUUAACCUCUCUUCUGCACCUUCUCUUCUCAACUACAUUCCAAAACCCCCCAUUUCUACCAACCCUUCUUCCCUAAACAACCCCAUUAGCUUAAAGUCCACUCCUUUACUCUCUCACGAUAGUAUCCAAGCUGGGUCUGUGUCAAAAUCUUCUCUUUCACCUCCUGUGAUGGAUGAUCAUCAAAUGGGUGAUUACUUUUCUUUUCUCAAUGAGACACUGAUGAUGGAUGGGGAUUUGGUGGAUUCAAGGCCUGAAUUGAGUCACAACUGGCAUUCACUUGUCAACAAUGGUGAUGUCAAUUACCAUAGAAGGAGCCAUUCUGCAAGUGCUGCAUAUUUUGGACAUGAAGAAGCACGAUAUAAGUCAUGCCUCUACUUUGCCAAAGGAUUUUGCAAAAAUGGGAGCAAUUGCAAGUUCAUGCAUAGUGCUUUGAAUGAUGAUACAAUGGAUGCCAUGGUUGGUUUUCCCAGUAAGUUUGAUGAGGGUUUGGAACAUGAUGUUGUCAGUUUGAAGGCCGCGCAGCAUCAAAGAUUAGUGGCUCCUUCACAAGUCAUGUCUGGAACCUCACCGCCAUACAUUAACUUUUUCAUGCAGCAACAAAAGGAUUUGCAGAGUGAUAUUGUGUGUAUGGUUGGCUACUUGGGAGACGAAUUUCACAAGUUUAUACGGUGCAGGCUGCAAAGGAACGAAUUUCUGGCCAUGGUUUCGACUGAAAAAUUUAACUCUUCUUCUAGGCAGAUUUAUUUAACGUUUCCUGCGGAAAGCACAUUUAAAGAUGAAGAUGUUUCAGAAUACUUCAGCAAAUUUGGACCCGUGCAAGAUGUGAGGAUUCCAUACCAGAAUAAGCGAAUGUUUGGCUUUGUUACUUUUGUCCAUCCAGAAACAGUGAGAUUCAUAUUAUCCAAAGGGAAUCCUCAUUUUAUCUGUGAUUCACGUGUACUUGUCAAGCCCUACAAGGAGAAGGGGAAAGCAGUUGACAAGAGACAACAGCAACUAGAGAGGGGAGAAUUUUUGCCGUGUUUGAGCCCUGCUGGACUUGACUCACAAGAACCUCAUGAUUUCCAUCUUGGAACAAGAAUGUUGUAUAAUCCACACGAGAUUCUGUUGAGAAGAAAAUUGAAGGAACAGGCUGAGUUGCUAAAAGCCAUUGAACUUCAAGAAAGAAGGAUGAUGAAUUUUCAGCUUCCUGACUUAAAGAAUAAUCAAAUUCACCAGCACCAACGCAGUCUCUCCGUUGGAGCUUCUCUGCCCUUACUACAAAUUCAUGGUCAUAUUAGCAAUCCAGGUCUUUCUCCUGAUAGCAUUAAAAGAAAUUUUACUGGCUUCAGUGGCAACAUCAUUUCAACCAGUUCUUCACUUGAGCAGCAGCAGCCAUUGCAAGAAGUUGAUCCAACAUGCAUUCAUAAUACUGUCAGCGGGAAUAAAAAGGAUAGUACAGGGUCAGAAAUCACAGAUCUUUGUAAGAGUGUGGAGCAGGCCCUUCCUGAUAGCCUCUUUGCUUCACUGACAGAAGCUGCCAGAGAUAAUCUGCCCAAUCUCUCAACAAGCCUGGGAUCUCCUGCCAAGUUAGAAUCUCAGACCACUUCUAGUGACAUGGCUUCUCAUUAGUUUUCUUUGAUA